CGGAAGAGCGGUCGCCAUAUUGUCCAGGCAGGAGAGGGGUCCACGGUCGCAGCUGCAGGGGUAGGAAGGGGGACUGAGAGGAGAACGUUUCAGUGGAGAAUCAGUUACACGGACAGUUAUGUCAUUGUGAGUCUUCAUCGCGCCGCUUUGUGGAGGUUUCCCCCUCCUGCCUUUUAUUGCAGUACUGACUCCUGAUUAAGCCUUAAUAAGAUUCAACUCCGCUAACCAUGGAUCAGGAUUAUGAGCGACGACUUCUACGACAAAUUAAUGUUCAGAAUGAAAACAAAGUCCCUUGUAUGUCAGAAGUUAGAAGAACAUUAACACCUUCAAAUUCACCAGUGUCAUCACCAAGUAAAAGUGGAGACCGGUUUAUCCCUUCAAGAGCAGCAGCCAACUGGAGUAUAAACUUUCACAGAAUUAAUGAGAACGAAAAGUCACCCAGUCAAAACAGAAAAGCAAAAGAUGCAACCUCUGACAAUGGCAAAGGUUUUUGUGCAUUUCCCUUUGGCCUUUUGACAGAUGGGCUUGCUUAUUCUGCAUUACUUAAAAAUGAGCUUCUUGGGGCAGGAAUUGAAAAAGUUCAAGAUCCUCAAACUGAAGACAGAAGAUUACAGCCUUCAACGCCUGAAAAGAAAAGUUUAUUCAAGUACUCGCUCAGCACUAAACGGGCAAGUCCUGAUGAUGGAAAUGACAUUUCGCCUUACUCCUUAUCUCCUGUUAGUAAUAAAAGCCAAAAAUUGUUGCGGUCACCAAGAAAGCCAACUAGGAAAAUCUCAAAGAUUCCAUUUAAAGUUCUUGAUGCACCAGAACUUCAGGAUGACUUUUAUUUAAACUUAGUGGACUGGUCUUCUCUAAACGUUUUAAGUGUUGGACUUGGCACUUGUGUCUAUCUUUGGAGUGCUUGUACUAGCCAGGUGAUCAGGUUGUGUGACCUUUCUAUUGACGGAGAUUCUGUUACAUCAGUUGGCUGGUCAGAGAGAGGAAACCUGGUAGCUGUUGGAACACACAAAGGAUAUGUUCAGAUCUGGGAUACAGCUGCAGGGAAAAAAAUAUCUACACUUGAAGGACACUCUGCUAGAGUAGGGGCCCUUGCAUGGAAUGCUGAUCAGCUGUCAUCAGGAAGUAGGGACCGUCUUAUUCUCCAGAGAGAUAUCCGUACUCCACCCUUACAAUCAGAGCGCCGACUUCAGGGUCACAGGCAGGAAGUUUGUGGUUUGAAAUGGUCAACAGAUCACCAGCUUCUCGCAUCUGGAGGAAAUGAUAACAAGCUACUGGUGUGGAACAAUUCCAGUUCAGGCCCAGUACAGCAGUAUACAGAGCAUCUUGCAGCAGUGAAAGCUAUUGCCUGGUCACCCCAUCAGCAUGGUCUCCUUGCAUCAGGUGGUGGAACUGCUGACCGGUGCAUCCGUUUCUGGAAUACUCUUACAUCUCAGCCUUUGCAGUGCAUUGAUACAGGUUCUCAGGUGUGCAACCUUGCUUGGUCCAAACAUGCAAAUGAGCUCGUGAGUACUCAUGGUUAUUCACAAAAUCAGAUCUUGGUGUGGAAGUAUCCAUCGUUAACACAAGUAGCCAAGCUGACAGGACAUUCAUACAGAGUGCUAUACUUGGCAAUGUCACCAGAUGGGGAAGCCAUUGUAACUGGAGCUGGAGACGAAACACUCCGAUUCUGGAACGUGUUUAGUAAAACUCGUUCAACUAAGGUAUGAUACCUUGGGUAGCAACAAUGAUGUUAAAGCUGUACCAGAAAUCUUUGAUUUUGUUUAAAGAAUCAGUAUAUCCUAUAUUUGAUUCAUAAUAAAAUCAUGCUGUAUAGGAGUUGCUGGACCAGUUGAUUAUUGCAUCUUUACUUAAAGAUAUUGUAAAGCAUAGUUUGCUUCCCACAGAAUUAGAGGAGGGUUUGGAAAAAAAGCACAGUAUUGCAUCAAUGUGUCAAAACAUCAGCAAUUUAAAACAACAUUCUCAGAGGCAAUGGAAGAUAAUCUGCUUUGCUUUGUGGUUGAGUCCAGAGCUACAUUUUAGGUGUAAUUGCUUCUUGUCUACUAGUCAUUGUGAUGUCAAAGUGGAUUCCAUUGCGCUAACCCACCACAUGAAACCCAUCCGUCUACGUUGAGAUUUACAGUAGGCACCAUACAAAAUGGAGUUACUCGCAACCAUGACUAUGACCUAAUAAAAUACUGUGAGCAGCAUGACAAUUUGGGACCUUCAUGUCAAUAAAUAGGCUUAUGGAUAAAUACAAACCAUGGAUCAUGUGAAAUUCUGGUCUUCCUGCUACAGGAAGGAUGCUGUGAAACUUGUAAGAGUUCAGAAAAGAUUUACAAAGAUGUUGCCACGGGUGGAAGAUUUGAGCUAUAGGGAGAGGUUGAAUAGACUGAGGAAGUUUUCCCUGGAGUUUCAGAGGCUUUAUAGAGGUUUAUAAAAUCACGGGGGGCAUGGAUAGGGUGAAUAGCCCAGGUCUUUCCUCAGGGAGGGGGAGUUCAAAACUAGAGGGCACAGGUUUAAGGUGAGAGGGAGUUGAAUGUAGAAUUUGAGUAGGAAGGUGAAAGUAUUCUGUCUUACGAGAUUUUCAUUAUUAUUCAAUUUUCAUUACUCAAGUAAUAUCAGUUAAAUGAGUCUCUUAUUACCUUUUGAGAAGAUUGAAGAAAGGAAAGUAAAUAGAGAUAUUGUGGAAACAAGAUUUUUUUUAUAAGCUUCAAAAGAAAUGUACUAUUCUCACAAAGCAUUAUAAAGAAUUUAAAUUCUCUUUUUUUCAAUCUACAGGCAAUGUCACCAGAUGGGGAAGCCAUUGUAAGAUUUAAAAGGGAUCUAGGGGGCAACUUUUUGACAGAGGUUGGCGCGCGUAUGGAAAGAGCUGCCAGAGGAAGUGGUGGAGGCUGGUACUAUCACAAAAUUUAAAAGGCUGGAUUUAUGAAUAGGAAGGAUUUAGAGGAAUAUGGGCCAAAUGCUGG
Rhincodon typus (whale shark) is the source of this 2945-nucleotide messenger RNA. RefSeq names its product fizzy/cell division cycle 20 related 1a (gene fzr1a). Gene Ontology annotation, biological process: anaphase-promoting complex-dependent catabolic process; positive regulation of anaphase-promoting complex-dependent catabolic process; positive regulation of ubiquitin protein ligase activity. Gene Ontology annotation, cellular component: anaphase-promoting complex. The coding region runs from base 228 to 1706 and encodes 492 amino acids. Gene Ontology annotation, molecular function: ubiquitin ligase activator activity; protein binding; anaphase-promoting complex binding. The transcript is spliced from 13 exons. NCBI's taxonomy places the organism in Eukaryota, Metazoa, Chordata, Chondrichthyes, Orectolobiformes, Rhincodontidae. The record is from RefSeq and is a predicted model, not a curated record.